AUGACAUCGACGGGGAAGGACGGCGGCGGGGCGCAGCACGCGCAGUAUGUGGGGCCCUACCGGCUGGAGAAGACGCUGGGCAAGGGGCAGACAGGCCUUGUGAAGCUGGGGAUUCACUGCGUCACGUGCCAGAAGGUGGCCAUCAAGAUCGUCAACCGGGAGAAGCUCAGUGAGUCGGUGCUGAUGAAGGUGGAGCGGGAGAUUGCCAUCCUGAAGCUCAUCGAGCACCCACACGUCCUGAAGCUGCAUGACGUCUACGAAAACAAAAAAUAUUUAUACUUGGUGCUAGAGCAUGUGUCUGGCGGGGAGCUGUUUGACUACUUGGUGAAGAAGGGGAGGCUGACCCCCAAGGAGGCCCGCAAGUUCUUCCGGCAGAUCAUCUCGGCUCUGGACUUCUGCCACAGUCACUCCAUAUGCCACAGGGACCUGAAGCCGGAAAACCUGCUGCUGGACGAGAAGAACAACAUCCGCAUCGCGGACUUCGGCAUGGCGUCCCUGCAGGUGGGGGACAGUCUGCUGGAAACCAGCUGUGGGUCACCACACUACGCCUGCCCAGAAGUCAUCCGGGGAGAGAAGUAUGAUGGCCGCAAGGCAGAUGUGUGGAGCUGUGGAGUUAUCCUGUUUGCCUUGCUGGUGGGGGCGCUGCCAUUCGAUGACGACAACCUGCGGCAGCUGCUGGAGAAGGUCAAGCGCGGCGUGUUCCACAUGCCCCACUUCAUCCCGCCCGACUGCCAGAGCCUGCUGCGCGGCAUGAUCGAGGUGGACGCGGCGCGGCGCCUCACGCUAGAACACAUUCAGAAACACAUAUGGUAUAUAGGAGGCAAGAACGAGCCCGAGCCCGAGCAGCCCAUCCCCCGCAAGGUGCAGAUCCGCUCGCUGCCCAGCCUAGAGGACAUCGACCCCGAUGUGCUGGACAGCAUGCACUCGCUGGGCUGCUUCCGAGACCGCAACAAGCUGCUCCAGGACCUGCUUUCCGAGGAGGAGAACCAGGAGAAGAUGAUCUAUUUCCUCCUCCUGGACCGGAAAGAGAGGUACCCCAGCCACGAGGACGAGGACCUCCCCCCCCGGAACGAGAUAGACCCCCCCCGGAAGCGCGUGGACUCCCCGAUGCUGAACCGGCACGGCAAGAGGAGACCGGAGCGCAAGUCCAUGGAGGUGCUCAGCGUGACAGAUGGGGGCUCCCCGGUACCCGCUCGGAGGGCCAUCGAGAUGGCCCAGCACGGCCAGAGGUCCCGGUCCAUCAGCGGCGCCUCCUCCGGCCUCUCCACGAGCCCUCUCAGCAGCCCUCGGGUGACCCCUCACCCCUCACCCAGGGGUAGCCCCCUCCCUACCCCCAAGGGGACGCCCGUCCACACGCCAAAGGAGAGCCCGGCGGGCACGCCCAACCCCACGCCGCCGUCCAGCCCCAGCGUCGGAGGGGUGCCCUGGCGGACCCGGCUCAACUCCAUCAAGAACAGCUUCCUGGGCUCGCCUCGUUUCCACCGCCGGAAACUGCAAGUUCCAACGCCCGAGGAAAUGUCCAACCUGACCCCCGAGUCCUCUCCAGAGCUGGCCAAGAAGUCCUGGUUUGGGAACUUCAUCAACCUGGAGAAGGAAGAGCAGAUCUUUGCAGUCAUCAAGGACAAGCCCCUGAGCUCCAUCAAGGCUGACAUCGUGCACGCCUUUCUAUCGAUCCCCAGCCUCAGCCACAGUGUCAUCUCCCAGACGAGCUUCCGGGCCGAGUACAAGGCCACCGGGGGCCCGGCCGUGUUCCAGAAGCCAGUCAAGUUCCAGGUGGACAUCACCUACACUGAGGGCGGCGAGGCCCAGAAGGAGAAUGGCAUCUACUCCGUCACCUUCACGCUGCUCUCCGGCCCCAGCCGCCGCUUCAAGAGGGUGGUGGAGACCAUCCAGGCCCAGCUGCUGAGCACCCACGACCAGCCCUCCGCCCAGCACUUGUCAGACACCACUAACUGUAUGGAGAUGAUGACGGGGCGGCUUUCCAAAUGUGGCAGCCCAUUGAGUAACUUCUUUGACGUAAUUAAACAACUUUUUUCAGACGAGAAGAACGGGCAGGCGGCCCAGGCCCCCAGCGCACCGGCCAAGCGGAGUGCCCACGGCCCCUCGGGCGACUCCGCGGCCGCCGGCCCCGGACGGGACACCGAGGGCCCGGGGGGCAAGGACGUGGCCGGGACGGGGCCGCCCGCCGCCCGCCGCGAGCAGCCUUAG
Molecule: messenger RNA, 2208 nt
Organism: Perognathus longimembris pacificus (Pacific pocket mouse)
Lineage: Eukaryota; Metazoa; Chordata; Mammalia; Rodentia; Heteromyidae
Gene: Brsk2
Product: BR serine/threonine kinase 2
Exons: 20
Coding region: 1-2208 (735 amino acids)
Biological process (GO): intracellular signal transduction; microtubule cytoskeleton organization; protein phosphorylation
Cellular component (GO): cytoplasm
Molecular function (GO): tau-protein kinase activity; ATP binding; protein serine/threonine kinase activity
Source: RefSeq, a predicted model, not a curated record